AUGACAACUGAAAAUCCUUCUGAUGUCUCCUCAGGAAUAGAAAUUAAAUUUGUAUAUGCACCCCUUGGUGACCAGUCACAACUGACCUCUACGAUUUAUGUGACUGAUAAUAUUGUGACUACUGCUGCUACUACAUCAUGUGCCACUAAUACGAUAUCGACUCCAAAAACAUUUACCACCACAGAAAAGAAUGCUGUAUUCUACACAGUUGGCUACACCACAACAACCACAGCUUCAUCUUUAACCUGUUCACUGCUGAAGUGUUACACGACUUAUUAUGCCACUACGUAUCCUACAACAUAUGUUACAAGUGCUGAAAUUACCAGUAUAAAAACUACUACUGGUUUUUAUAGUGAAUCAACAAUUGUUGAUUCCAAAUCUACAAGCAAUAUCGCUGCUACAAAUUCAAUCGCUGCUACAUCUAUUGUUGCUACCAGGAAUAAGUCUUCAUUCAACACUACGUUUUCAGCUGGUCCAAUCAUUACUUCCAAAGAUGCUGAAGUCAUUUCAUACUUGGAUCUUACUACAGUCCCAACUGUGACUUCUACGCUUUAUACUGCUACCACCACAGUCUUACCUGCUUCAACGUUUACUUCAGAAGUUAGCUUAGAUACAACACAACAAAAUCCAGUAACAAGGGCUACUGAAUCAGGUGGUACUACUUCAAUCACCAUUAGCUUCAAUACCACUGCUGCUACGACUGUGCCAACAAGUUUAUCCUCAAGCUAUGACAUCUCAGAGGGAUCUUCGCUUAGUGUAUUCCCAAGUUCCACAUCUUUUCAUUCUUCUGAUUUAACUACACCUUCUGCUUCCCAAUCAACUGCUGUUACAACCAAGACUUAUACCAUAUCUAGUGGUUCAUCAACUUACAAAGUCACUUCUACAGGGCUUGCAUCGUCAAUCACAACCUUGGUUACCUCAACACGUUUCUCAGAUUCCAGUCUAAGUGGUUAUUCAUCGCAAUGGAGCAGCUCAGGUUAUUACAACUCAAGUAUGGCAGCUUCGAGUUACUAUUCAGCAGUAAGCUCUUCUGAAGCCUCUUCGAGUGCAUCAGAAAGUAUUUCAGCUUCAUUAUCUUUAAGCGUAUCAGCUUCAAGCCUUCCUUCAUCAUCAAGUGAAUUAACUUCAUCAUCAAGUGAAUUAACUUCAUCAUCAAGUGAAUUAACUUCAUCAUCAAGUGAAUUACCUUCAUCAAGUUCACCUACUUCUAAUCCUUCUGAAUUCACUGUUUAUGCUGAAAACUAUAACAAUGAUUACUCGGGGGACUUGUUUGCUGCUGUUGACAAUAGUGCUCCAGAUUCUGUUUUUGGUGCCGGCCAAGUUGGUGUUAACAUUCCUACUUGUGUUGAUAACGGAGGUACUCCAUACGAAACAAAUAAAUUUUACGUCAACUUAUUCCUUGGAAGUCAAGACCAAAUGGUUUGGACUUAUCCUUACGGAGUAUGGUGGGACCAAACUAAUUACUACGGGUUAGGUGUUCAACAUACGGUAAUCGAUGAUAGAGUUUUUGGUUCAAUUGAUACCAACAAUCCAGGAGUUCCAUCUUAUUUCUUCAACCCAAUUUUGAAUGCAGAAAUGGUAUUUUCGGCUACUUCGUUAACCAGCAGUAAUAAUCAUUUAGGACUUGUUGAUAUGUUGGAUAUGUCUGCAACUGUGAUCAUCUCACCAGAAUCUUCAUGCAACCCUACCGACUAUAUCGAAGCUCCAUUGGUCCAAGGAAUGGGUUUCGUUACAGCAAUUUACCAUGGUUCACUAAUCGUUGAAAUCAAUUCAGUGUACGGUUUCACUAAUGUUGUCUCAGUUUCAUCUGCUAUCAUAACUUCUAACACUUUGAAAUACAGAGUAACAUUGUCUACUGGUAUAGAAUGGUUAUUAUAUGUCACUGAUCCAUCAGGUAGUUUGACAUCUAAGAAGAGAUCUGACUUUGGUUUCUCGAUUUCUUACACCACCUUGACUGCAUCUACAAGUAUCGAUGGCCUUAUUCUUCAAGCUGCCGUUGCACCUGAUAGUACCGCUCAAGAAGCUUACUACGACAUGUCAGCUGGUUUGUAUACCACUAGUAUUGAUCUCACUGGUAAUGCAAGUGGUGGAUCUUCAGCAACAUAUUCUUUCGAAUAUCAAACACGUGGUAUAUCUGCCCACAAUUCUCCAUUGGUGUUCCUUCUUCCUCACCAUUUGGAGUCGUUGCUGUCCUCUGGUACUCUUACUGAUAUCACUCUUGAAUCUACCACCAAGGGAAGAAUGACGGCUAUUUUAACUAAUACUGUUACCAUGGCUGAAACAUUGAACACAGAUCUCCAAUUCCUCCCAUGGAUCCCAGGUUCAAGCAACUUAGUCUUUACCAAAGAACAAAUGGAUUUAUUAGUGGAAACAGCUACCAGUGAAAUUAACGUAGAUAUCCAAUCUACUGUUGCUUCCUAUCAUUCAAACUACUUCUCUGGUAAGGUCAUUGACAAAUAUGCUUACAUUUUAUAUGUUAUCAAUGAAAUUAUUAAGGAUCAAGACGCAAGUGCUACUGUUUUGGCAGCCAUGAAGCAAGCUUUUUCAACAUUCACUUCCAAUGCACAAUAUUAUCCUUUAAUGCAUGACACAAGAUUUGGUGGUGUCACUUCUACUGCCGGACCCACUGAAGACUUUGGUUCAGGGUACUAUAAUGAUCACCAUUUCCAUUAUGGUUAUUUUAUUCAUGCUGCUGCUGUUGUUGGGUAUGUGGAUGCCCAACAAGGUGGAACAUGGGCCGAAGACAAUAAGGAUUGGGUGAACUCUUUGGUUAGAGAUGUUGCCAACCCUUCGCAUAGUGAUUCUUACUUCCCCGUUUCAAGAAUGUUUGAUUGGUUCCAUGGUCAUUCUUGGGCUGGUGGAUUGUUUGUUUCUGGUGAUGGUAGAAAUGAAGAAUCGUCAUCAGAAGAUUACAAUUUUGCUUAUGGCAUGAAAUUGUGGGGUAGAGUGAUUGGAGAUAAAUCAAUGGAAUCCAGAGGAGACUUGAUGAUAUCCAUUAUGGCCAGAUCAUUGAAUAUGUAUAUGCUUCUUUCAGAUGAUAACACGGUAGUUCCAUCGGUUAUGUUGCCAAACAAAGUUUCUGGUAUUCUCUUUGACAACAAGAUGGCUUAUACCACAUAUUUUGGCACACCUGCAGAACAUCCAGAAUAUGUUCAUGGUAUUCAUAUGCUACCAAUUACUCCAGCAUCUGGUAUGGUUAGAGGUUCUACAUUUGUUCAAGAAGAAUGGGAUACUCAAGUUUCUACCUUCUUUUCCAAGUCAGAUAUUAGUUGGAAAGGGAUCUUAAAGAUCAACCAAGCAUUAUUUGACCAUGAAACGAGUUAUAGUUUCUUUAACUCUAGUUCUUGGACCAAUGAUUACUUAGAUAAUGGCUUGUCUAGAACUUGGGCUUUAGCCUUCACUGGAGGAUUCUAA
This is a messenger RNA of Lizanozyma spartinae, 3414 nucleotides long. RefSeq names its product endo-1,3(4)-beta-glucanase (gene ENG1). NCBI's taxonomy places the organism in Eukaryota, Fungi, Ascomycota, Pichiomycetes, Serinales, Debaryomycetaceae. The transcript is spliced from 2 exons. Gene Ontology annotation, molecular function: endo-1,3(4)-beta-glucanase activity; glucan endo-1,3-beta-D-glucosidase activity. Gene Ontology annotation, cellular component: cell surface. The record is from RefSeq and is a predicted model, not a curated record. The coding region runs from base 1 to 3414 and encodes 1137 amino acids.